GGAUGGUUAGAGAAACGGGAGAGUAAAAAGCCGCUGCUCCUCUUGAGCGCCUCCACCCCUCCGUAUCGAAUCACUUCAAAGCCCUACGCCGCCGGCCCACCGCGACCUUCCACGCAACUCCACAGCAACGGAAAAAAGAUGGAAUUUAGAAUUCGGCUGCCUUUUUCCGGCUGAAAUUGCAUAUCAUUUUUGUAAUUGAAUUAACAGAAGGAGAUGUCGAGGUUUCAUGUUGGUGGGAAAGUGGUGGAUACUGUUGAUUUAUUGCGGAAGAGGCAUUUGGGAUGGCGUUUGGACACGUGGCCUUUUAUGAUUAUCUAUGGGAUCUGGAUGGCAGCUGUAGUCCCUAGCUUGGAUUUUGGGGAUGCCUCGAUAGUAUUGGGCAGCCUUAUGGCAUUUCAUGUUCUGGUUUUUCUGUUCACUGUUUGGUCUGUGGAUUUCAAGUGCUUUAUACAGUACUCUAAGGUUAAGGAUAUUUAUCGUGCUGAUGCAUGCAAGAUUACCCCAGCUAAAUUUUCUGGCUCCAAAGAAGUUGUGCCUCUUCACAUCCAGAAGUUGGCAGCUUCUUCUACAUCUGCAGACACAGAAGAAAUCUACUUUGAUUUCAGGAAGCAACGAUUUAUAUACUCAAAUGAGAAAAAUACGUUCUGUAAACUUCCAUAUCCUUCCAAAGAAACCAUUGGUUAUUAUCUUAAGAGUACUGGUUAUGGCACAGAGGCUAAAGUUCAUUCGGCUACUGAGAAAUGGGGAAGAAAUGUAUUUGAAUAUCCUCAACCCACGUUUCAGAAACUUAUGAAAGAGCAAUGCAUGGAACCAUUUUUUGUGUUUCAGGUAUUCUGUGUUGGCCUAUGGUGUUUAGACGAGUACUGGUAUUACAGUCUGUUCACCCUAUUUAUGCUGUUCAUGUUUGAGUCAACAAUGGCCAAAAGCCGUUUGAAGACCUUGUCCGAGCUUAGACGUGUGAAAGUGGAUAGUCAGACAUUGAUGGUGUAUCGAUGUGGGAAGUGGGUUAAACUCUCUGGGACAGAACUUCUUCCUGGGGAUGUUGUGUCUAUUGGGCGCUCUACUGGUCUGGAUGGAGAUGACAAGUCUGUACCUGCUGACAUGCUUAUUUUAGCUGGAAGCACUAUUGUAAAUGAAGCUAUUCUAACAGGAGAAUCCACUCCACAAUGGAAGGUUUCAGUAAAUGGUCGAGGAAGUGAUGAGAAACUGUCAGUUCGACGAGAUAAAGCACACGUUCUCUUUGGAGGUACAAAAAUAUUACAACAUACACCAGAUAAGACAUUUCACUUAAAAGCCCCAGAUGGAGGCUGUGUAGCAGUUGUUCUGAGAACUGGAUUUGAAACAAGCCAAGGGAAGCUAAUGCGCACAAUUUUAUUUUCCACAGAAAGGGUUACUGCAAAUAGCUGGGAAAGUGGACUCUUUAUUUUGUUCUUAGUAGUAUUUGCAUUGAUAGCUGCUGGCUAUGUCCUUAGGAAGGGGCUUGAGGAUCCAACCAGGAGUAGAUACAAACUUUUUCUGAGUUGUUCACUGAUUAUAACUUCUGUGAUUCCCCCUGAACUUCCCAUGGAACUGUCAAUUGCCGUUAAUACAUCAUUGAUUGCACUCGCACGGCGUGGGAUAUACUGUACCGAGCCUUUUAGGAUUCCCUUUGCUGGAAAGGUUGAUAUAUGCUGUUUUGAUAAGACAGGAACACUGACAUCUGAUGACAUGGAAUUUUCUGGAGUUGGUGGUUUAUCAGACAAUGAAGAGCUAGAAACAGAAAUGUCUAAAGUGCCUGAUCGAACUUUGGAAAUACUUGCUUCUUGUCAUGCUUUGGUUUUUGUGGAUAACAAACUGGUUGGUGAUCCUCUUGAGAAAGCCGCACUGAAAGGAAUUGAGUGGACAUACAAAUCAGAUGAAAAGGCCAUGCCAAAAAAGGGAAAUUCCAACUCUGUCCAGAUUGUACAAAGACAUCAUUUCGCUUCCUACUUGAAAAGAAUGGCAGUUGUUGUUCGUGUUCAGGAGCAGUUUUUUGCUUUUGUUAAGGGUGCACCAGAAACCAUCCAGGAAAGACUUGAUGAGGUGCCUUCAUGGUAUAUUAAGAUUUAUAAGAAAUACACGCGCCAAGGAUCUCGAGUUUUGGCUUUGGCAUACAAGCCUCUUCCAGAUAUGACAGUUAGUGAAGCUAGAAGUUUGGAUCGAGAGACUGUGGAAAGUGGCCUUACUUUUGCUGGUUUUGCGGUUUUCAAUUGUCCCAUCCGAGGAGAUUCAGCUACUAUACUGUCAGAGUUAAAACAGUCCUCACAUGAUUUGGCGAUGAUUACUGGGGAUCAAGCUUUGACGGCCUGCCAUGUUGCUGCCCAAGUCAACAUUAUCACCAAACCAGCAUUAAUACUUGGCCCUGCAAAAGGUGGUGCAGGAUAUGAGUGGAUUUCGCCAGACGAGACAUGUACAAUUAGCUACAAUGGGGAUGAGGUCGAAGCUCUAUCAGAGGAUCAUGACCUUUGCAUUGGAGGCGACUGCAUGGAAAUGUUGCAGCAAAGCUCUUCUACAGUGAAAGUCAUACCUUAUGUUAAGGUAUUUGCACGAGUUGCUCCUGAGCAGAAGGAACUCAUCAUUACUACUUUUAAAUCGGUGGGUAGGAUGACUAUGAUGUGUGGCGAUGGAACCAAUGAUGUCGGAGCUCUGAAACAGGCACAUAUUGGGGUAGCUCUACUUAAUGCAGCUCCUCCAACAACAGGCAAGUCAGCUCAAACAGGAUCGAAAAGUGAAGGCGAGAAAUCGGCUAAAUCAAAGAAACCCAAGCCCGCCAGUGGAAGCGGAGAUAGUUCUUCUAAAUCCCGGGCUCUUUCCAAAGCCGAAUCAACUAGCAAUCAAGCUGCAAACCGUCACCUGACAGCCGCAGAGUUGCAACGCCAAAAGCUGAAGAAACUAAUGGAGGAGAUGAAUGAGGAGGGUGACGGUCGAUCAGCUCCAAUGGUCAAGCUUGGAGACGCUUCCAUGGCCUCGCCAUUCACUGCAAAGCACGCUUCAGUUGCUCCCACCACCGACAUAAUCCGCCAAGGACGGAGCACCCUCGUGACCACUCUCCAGAUGUUCAAGAUUCUCGGACUCAACUGCCUCGCCACCGCCUACGUCCUCAGCGUAAUGUACCUUGACGGCGUGAAGUUGGGCGACAUCCAGGCAACGAUCAGCGGGGUUUUCACAGCAGCCUUCUUCCUGUUCAUAUCCCACGCGUCGCCCCUCCAGACGCUCUCGGCGGAGAGGCCCCAUCCGAACAUCUUCUGUGCGUACGUCUUCCUCUCCCUUAUGGGUCAGUUCGCCGUCCACAUAUUCUUCCUGAUGUCUUCCGUCAACGAAGCUGGUAAAUACAUGCCGGAUGAGUGCAUCGAGCCCGACUCAGAUUUCCACCCCAACCUCGUCAACACGGUGUCGUACAUGGUCGGGAUGAUGCUGCAGGUCGCCACUUUUGCCGUGAACUACAUGGGCCAUCCGUUCAACAAGAGCAUCUCGGAAAACAGACCGUUUCUGUACGCCCUCCUCGCCGCUGUCUGUUUCUUCACUGCCAUAACUUCUGAUGUUUUCAGGGACUUGAACGAUUGGUUGAAGCUCGUCCCGCUGCCGAAAGAGCUGCGGAACAAGCUGCUGCUGUGGGCUUUCCUGAUGUUCGUAAUUUGCUACACUUGGGAAAGACUCUUGAGGUGGGCUUUCCCCGGGAAAAUGCCGUCUUGGAGGAAGAAGCAACGGGUGGCAGCGGUGACUGAAGCUAAGAAAAAGGUAUGAGCUGCGCAACUCGCUCUGUUUUUGAAAUGAGAUGAGAUGAGAUGAGAUGAGACGAGUUGAGUCGAGAUGAGGUUCCGUAGCAAGAGGCCGAGUAAUGUGUUUUGGAUGAGGAUCAUAGAUGAUAUUAUAUAGUUGCAGAUCUUGAUAUGUUGUUCUUCAGUUGUUGAUACGAAUUCAUCAGAAAGGAAAGAUUGAAGAGGUAGGGCUGAUGGUAGAAUCCCCAUUUUUCUCACUUUGGGUUUGCUUAUUCAUGUUCCUCUCAAAACCAAUUUCACUAUAUUAUUACCAUUUUUAACCACAAUUUUUGGGUUUGGAUCUUUAAUUUUAUGCAGAA
Messenger RNA from Andrographis paniculata, 4096 nucleotides. Its product is annotated as probable manganese-transporting ATPase PDR2. Lineage: Eukaryota; Viridiplantae; Streptophyta; Magnoliopsida; Lamiales; Acanthaceae. Bases 214 to 3762 code for a protein of 1182 amino acids. The transcript has 23 exons. Gene Ontology annotation, biological process: intracellular calcium ion homeostasis. The record is from RefSeq and is a predicted model, not a curated record. Gene Ontology annotation, molecular function: ATP binding; P-type ion transporter activity; ATP hydrolysis activity. Gene Ontology annotation, cellular component: endoplasmic reticulum membrane.